Molecule: messenger RNA, 1461 nt
Organism: Morus notabilis
Lineage: Eukaryota; Viridiplantae; Streptophyta; Magnoliopsida; Rosales; Moraceae
Product: 5-methylthioadenosine/S-adenosylhomocysteine deaminase
Exons: 10
Coding region: 65-1420 (451 amino acids)
Molecular function (GO): hydrolase activity, acting on carbon-nitrogen (but not peptide) bonds
Source: RefSeq, a predicted model, not a curated record
GGCGGCGGCGGCGGCGACGACCAAGAACACGGUGGUGGUACUCCACAAUGCAACCGUCGUCACCAUGGAUUCCGAUAGCCGAGUCUUUGCCGACGGUGGCAUCGUCAUCGAAAACGACACAAUCACUGCCAUCGGGCAAUCUUCUUCCAUUCUUCACCGCUUCUCCUUUCUCGCUCACCAGAUUUUCGAUCUCAGCGGCCACAUCUUACUCCCAGGACUGGUGAACACGCACGUGCACACCUCUCAGCAUCUGGCGAGAGGGAUAGCCGACGAUGUUGAUCUGAUGACGUGGUUGCACGGUCGGAUUUGGCCUUACGAAUCGAACAUGACGGAAGAAGAUUCCUACAUUUCCACUUUGCUCUGCUGCAUCGAGCUAAUCCGCUCCGGCGUUACUUGCUUUGCUGAAGCUGGUGGCCAACAUGUGCCUGAAAUGGCCAGGGCCGUGGAGUUACUCGGCCUGCGUGCCUGUUUAACACAGUCGACGAUGGAUGCCGGCGAUGGUUUGCCUCUGUCAUGGGCGCUUCGAACUACUGACGACUGUAUUCAGUCUCAGAAAGAGCUAUACACGAAGCACCACAACACAGCGGAUGGACGCAUUAGAGUAUGGUUUGGAAUUAGGCAAAUUAUGAAUUCGACUGAUCGUUUACUACUCGAAACAAGAGACAUUGCAAGAGAACUGAAAACUGGAAUCCACAUGCAUGUUGCAGAGAUACCUUAUGAGAACCAACAUGUGGUUGAGAGACGAAAAGCUGAUCUUGGAACAGUUACAUAUUUGGAGAAGAUAAAGUUUCUGCAAAAUAAUUUGCUAGCCGCCCACACAGUUUGGGUCAGCGACGCGGAGAUUGAUUCUCUAUCGAGGGCUGGAGUUAAAGUAUCUCAUUGUCCCGCUUCUGCAAUGCGAAUGCUUGGAUUUGCACCUAUUCGUGAGAUGCUUGAUGCUGGCAUAUGUGUCUCUCUGGGAACAGAUGGAGCACCAUCAAACAACAGAAUGAGCAUUGUAGAUGAGAUGUACCUGGCUUCUUUGAUUAAUAAAGGAAGGGAAGUAUUUGCAAAGGGGACUACCGAUCCUACCGUUCUCCUGGCUGAAACGGUUCUCAAAAUGGCAACAAUUAAUGGUGCAAAAUCUGUACUUUGGGAUGAUGAAAUCGGUUCACUUGAGGUUGGAAAAAAGGCUGACUUGGUUGUAAUAAAUCCUUCAAUUUGGUCCAUGGUUCCUGUUCAUGACUGCAUUUCCAGCCUUGUGUAUUGCAUGCGAACUGAAAAUGUGGUCUCUGUAAUGUGCAAUGGGAAGUGGAUUAUGAAGGAUAAGAAGAUAUUAAAUGUGAAUGAGGAAGAAAUUGUUUCGCUGGCAAAGCAAGCUUCCAUGGAUCUUCUGAAGAGGGCCGGAAUCAAAAUUCCAAACAGAAUGAAUAUACUCUGAUGCUUUGUGUCGUUUGUUUGCUUUUCUUCAUGAAAAGUGAA